UGUUCCUCGGUCUGCCUGUUGAAAUCCUUGAGCGUUUCCUCCUUGUUCCAGGAGCAGCAGGGUGGAGGACCUGAACGGCAGCUCCAUUUCCCACAGAAGGGAAAGUUUCCAUGUUGGCUCGCUGGGGGGCUUGGAGGAGGCGCAGCGGAGGGAGAAGGGAGCCGUCCCAGGACACCGACCCCCAGAAGGGCAGGUGCUUAUCAACCGCCGGCAUCAGAAGCGGCUUUCUCACCAUCUGAAAGUCUCCCUGGGCUUGCCACCUUCUCUCGCCAAACCACCCGGGACGCGGCACCGCUGGGUCCCUUUCACCCUCCAAGCGGCGUCUCUCGAUGGAUGAGAGCUCCUAACCGCCCGUCCUCAGCAGCUGGGAAUCCACCAGGCAGGAAGCUGGAAGCGCCCGUAAACAUGAGUGAUUUUUGGCACAAGCUGGGGUGCUGCGUGGUGGAGAAACCGCAGCCGCAGCAGAAGAGAAGACGGCGGAUCGACCGCAGCAUGAUCGGGGAGCCGAUGAAUUUUGUCCACCUCACACACAUCGGGUCCGGCGACAUGGCGAACGAAGGCCUCCCUGUGUCAGGAGCAGUCCAGGAAAUGAGGUCGAAGUGCGGGCGAGAGCGACCGUGGAGCAAUUCCCACAUUUUGUAACUGUGGAGUUCCUCCCCUGCCCCUUUCAGAGCUAACUAAUUACAAAAGAAAAAAAAACUGUAAAAAAAGAAGAAAGAAAUUAAGAAAGAAAUGCACAUCUGCAUCACUGAAUUUCCUGUUCGGUCUUGUCGAAAACAGGUUGCCAAACUCAAAACCGUUGAGCGCAUGAGUCACUUCGUAACUUACCUUUUUUUGGGGUAUGAGCAGCAGCCACGAAAUAAGUCCACUCUGCACGUGGCCAGCUGCUGGGCUUGUGCUUAAUUGUCUGCUCAGCGGCACCCACCCCGCUUGGUGAGCAGAGCGGGGCCUGUGUUCUGUUACAGCUUUGCAGAGAAGGGCGGGUUUCCUAGAGGGAACUGACCAGCGAUGCUUCCCCAGCCAACACAUGAUCAGUCGGUGUGUUUCGGUUCCUUUGUAGACUGUUCCUUCUCCGAAGGAGCAACCAGAUAGGCCAAAUUAUUCGUGUUUCUGCCGAGGUUUGUCCACUGGAUUCUAUUCUUAAGGAUGCAUCCUGGCCACAACGCGAGGCCUUUUGGGCGCCCUCCAUGUGUGCGGCCCCCGAGGCUGGCAAAUCUGGUUCUGGAUUCCCUGCAGCCCUCCAGGCUCGGGCAGCCGGUGCUGAAUCAGGGUUGGCGACGUUACUGUUGCUGGCCAGCGGGCACCGAUUCUUCCGACGAGGCAGGAACGGCGUUCCCUGCGGACCAAGCUGAACCGAAACAGCAAUAUGGAGCUUGGGAUUUUUCUCCUCGAGGCGGGGGGUCUUGCGCGACUUCCUCUCCUAAAUCAAUCGCCUCCCUGCUCUUUCGGCAAAUGGGGAUCCAGAGAAAUCCACCCCCACAGCAGCGUGCAGGAACCCUGGGAUCGAGGGAUAAGCCUCGGCGCUCCAUCGAGAAACCUACGGCAGCCGGGAAUUCCCUCUCGGCCCCCUUUGGAAGCCCCUGUAGAUGGAACAGCCGGGGGCCGAAGCAAAAAUUGCACCCGCCAGGCGAGAAGUGCCACCUGUCUGUAAGCGUGCAGAAGGCGAUUGGAGAGAAUAUCCCACGGUGAAACAGGAGGUUUGGUGCCGAGACAUUCGUCCGAGGGUCGCACACCUGCCGCGGCAUUUGAUCCUGGGAUGGGAUGGUCCUCUUCUCCAGCGAGACUUCUGUAAAAAAGGUGGAGGCUGCCCCAUAGAAAUCCGCGAUUCUCCCGGUGCUCACUCCUUGGUUCCCGUGCUGAGGACCUGACUUUCAAACAGCCACCUGCAGGAGCCAGAACGGACCUUUAGACUGGUCCGGCCUGGGGGAGGAGAAAAUACUUUCCAAAGUCCAGGGUCAGCUUUUGCAGCAUCCUGACACCCAUCUGGGGUUGUGGAAGAUUUCUCAGCCCAGGGCGGGGGCCCCCCGCACUCUCUCCAAAACUUGCAGUCCGCACGAUGCCACAGGCUGAGCAGGGGGAUCCUCUGCUGAUUUCCACUGCCACGCCCAGCCCAGUUUGCUUUCUGCUUUUCCUUCGUGGGUCUUGCAUUCCUUGCAAGCAGGUCUCAAGGGGUCAGUUCCAGAGAAGAAACCUUAAGAAGCAAAUAAAGAAAUUCUGACGUUUCCCCCCCCCCCUUUUCCUGGCCCUAGAGCUGCUAGACGGCAGUAGAUGUAAAAUUAAAGGUGCCGUUUUUUUCCCCGUUUCCUGCGUGUGCUGACCACGCAAAAGUUAAAUUUCCAAGCAGAGCAGCUGUUUUGCUACCGAAUUUUUAACCUUCUGGCCUUCCAAAGCUGGAGGACUUCAACUUCCAUUAUUCCUACCAUAUGUUGGCUGAGGGGAUCUAUAAUUUAACUUACCUGGAGAGCAUCUCUUUUUCCCGCCAACAAUUUAGCGGAUGGGUCAAUGUUUUUUUUGUUUUUUUUUAAAAAGUAGAACUUUUGCCAUGUUUAUUUUUCCCAGCUGGUCUGGGGUUAAAAAUUAUUGCUUUGGGAAGAAGAAUAGCUGGUCUGUUCGACUGUCUUUUAUUAGCCAGAAAGUUAUCUUUAUUCUUUUUGCAAACAAGAAAACUAUCGUGUGAGUGUGGAGGGAGGGAGAGAACUUGUUUGAAUAUUACUUUGUUUUUCUAAAAAGGAGUGUUACCAGCAAUUGACACACUGAAAUCUGGGGGGAAGGGAGUGCUGUAUUGGGCUGGUCUGUUUGUUUGUUUUUUAAUGUUUUUUAGGCUUAGAGCAACAGAAGAAUUAUGUAAUCUAUUUCUUCUUUCUCGUUAUCUUCCUGAAUGUUUCUCCCCCGUGUUCCAGAGUGUAACGUAUGCUUGGAAAAACAAAAUUAAAUGGCAAAGGAGAA
This is a messenger RNA of Candoia aspera, 2946 nucleotides long. RefSeq names its product CDC42 small effector 1 (gene CDC42SE1). Bases 334 to 642 code for a protein of 102 amino acids. Gene Ontology annotation, cellular component: plasma membrane. The record is from RefSeq and is a predicted model, not a curated record. Gene Ontology annotation, molecular function: small GTPase binding. The transcript is spliced from 5 exons. NCBI's taxonomy places the organism in Eukaryota, Metazoa, Chordata, Lepidosauria, Squamata, Candoiidae. Gene Ontology annotation, biological process: regulation of Rho protein signal transduction.